AUGGCGGGUAUGUGCUAUGGAUUAAAUGCUGGUGAGACAGAAACAACAGCUCCAGUUGAGCCAAGUUCGAAAUCCGCCAGGAGGAGGAGGAUGGAAAUUCACCAAUUUCAGUUUGUACCAAACGAUGCCGCGGUGGCUCCGCAGCUAGAAAACGGUAAAAAGAAGCGGCGGAAGAUGGAGGCUGUUGCUCCGGUGUCGACACCCCGGCAGUGCUCGAACGCCGUCGACCAGCCCGAGACCACAUCUUUGGAUUUAUCUGCAUCGCCCUCGUCGUCUAGGAUUGAGGCUGGCGUGGUUCCAGAUUGCCCGAAAUUUGGCAUGACAUCUGUUUGCGGCCGGAGAAGAGAUAUGGAAGAUGCUGUGGCAAUUCACCCAUCUUUUUGCGGCCAAAACCAUAAUUUUCCAAGUGGGUUACAUUUCUUCGGGCUCUACGAUGGCCAUGGCUGCUCACAUGUGGCCACCAAGUGCAAAGAUCGGAUGCAUGAGAUAAUGAAAGAUGAGGUCGAAACUGGGGAGGGCUCUUGGACGGAAAUGAUGGCUAGUAGUUUUUCCAAAAUGGACAAGGAGAUAACCGAAUGGAGUAGUGGCGCAGCAGGUGUCUCAACCGCCACUUGCCGCUGCGAACUUCAAACUCCUCAUUGUGAUGCCGUCGGAUCUACGGCUGUUGUGGCGGUGGUGUCACCGGACAAGAUAAUUGUGUCCAACUGCGGCGAUUCGCGCGCAGUUCUUUGCCGCAAUGGUGUUGCAGUUCCACUCUCCACUGAUCACAAACCGGACCGACCCGAUGAACUUAAUCGGAUUGAAGAAGCCGGCGGUCGUGUUAUCUUUUGGGAUGGACCGAGAGUUCUUGGAGUUCUAGCUAUGUCUCGUGCAAUUGGCGAUAACUACUUGAAGCCUUAUGUUAUAUCGGAGCCGGAGGUGACCAUAACUAACCGGACGGCGGACGAUGAAUGUUUGAUUUUGGCCAGUGAUGGGCUAUGGGAUGUAGUGUCAAAUGAAACCGCCUGCAGGGUGGCGCGUAUGUGUCUUCAAUCGCGUAAACCAGCAUUGCCGCCGAGAUCCCCCGGAAGCGACACCACUGUCACCUCCGGCGGAGAGAGAUCUGAUAAGGCUUGCUCGGAUGCGUCAAUAUUGUUGACGAAGUUGGCAUUGGCGCGAAAUAGCACCGACAACGUUAGUGUUGCGGUGAUUGAUUUGAGAAGGGAGCAUUAA
Messenger RNA from Fraxinus pennsylvanica, 1212 nucleotides. The record is from the annotation of a GenBank genome assembly. NCBI's taxonomy places the organism in Eukaryota, Viridiplantae, Streptophyta, Magnoliopsida, Lamiales, Oleaceae.